Messenger RNA from Cyprinus carpio (common carp), 4954 nucleotides. RefSeq names its product somatostatin receptor 3a (gene sstr3a). Gene Ontology annotation, biological process: neuropeptide signaling pathway. Gene Ontology annotation, cellular component: membrane; neuron projection. NCBI's taxonomy places the organism in Eukaryota, Metazoa, Chordata, Actinopteri, Cypriniformes, Cyprinidae. Gene Ontology annotation, molecular function: neuropeptide binding; somatostatin receptor activity. The record is from RefSeq and is a predicted model, not a curated record.
CACACGCGUGCGCGCACACAGGCUGACGGUGCAGGAGUGAUUUAUAUCACGCCUACCUUCCCUUGGCGUGUGCUUGCGGAAGAGCCGUUACCUGGUUACUGGGGAGUGAUGGAGCAUUGAGUAAUGUAAUCUUCACGACUCCUCAGAUAUGAGAGUUUCUCUCGCGCUCGCUGAGCCAAAGCACCACGCGCUGUUCCUGCAGCAUCUUCGGAGAGCGCGAGCAACGGCUCGUCCAGGAAAAACGCUUUAACCUCUGAAUUAAGUUACAAGUAUCACCACGGACAGUCUCCAGUUUGUCAUAUCCCCAGUUGUGAAGAGCAAGUUGUCCGACAAAUAUUGGUCUAAGGACAAUGGCCCCCAGCUGAAGGCAGUGACGGCAAGAGACUGAGAUGGAGCUGACCUCAGUAGACGCCUCUGCUGUGCUGGACUUAUGGGGCAACGGCUCCAUUCCUGGUUUCCUCCUUAACGAGAGCAUUCUCAAUGACUCUUGCUUCCUCAAUGCUUUGAACUGCACUAAUGGGACAGAUGCGGGGAACCGAGCAGGAACAAGCAUGGCAGGAAUCCUCAUCCCUCUUAUAUACAUCAUUGUCUGCAUUGUCGGCCUGGGAGGAAACUCACUGGUCAUCCACAUCGUCCUGCACUACUCCAAGACAGAGUCAGUGACCAACAUCUACAUCCUGAAUCUGGCUAUAGCUGAUGAGCUCUUCAUGCUGGGCCUUCCGUUCCUCGCCGUGCAGAACGCCAUGCACUCCUGGCCCUUCGGCUCAUUCACAUGCAGGUUGGUCAUGACCGUUGAUGGCAUUAACCAGUUCACCAGCAUCUUCUGCCUCACCGUGAUGAGCAUCGAUCGCUACCUGGCCGUGGUUCAUCCUAUACGGUCCUCAAAAUGGAGGCGACCGCAAGUGGCCAAGGCGGUGAAUGGAACAAUCUGGGCCGUCUCGUUUUUGGUAGUCUUGCCUGUGGUGAUUUUUGCAAACGUGCAGCGGGAAGGAGGCAUCUGCAACAUCAUUUGGCCGGAGCCAGCCAACAUCUGGGGAGCAGCAUUUAUCAUCUACACCUCCACAGUUGGCUUUUUCUUUCCCUUGCUAGUCAUCUGCAUGUGCUAUCUCCUCAUUGUGAUCAAAAUCCGCAGCUCGGGAAAGAAGGUUCAUGCCACUUCGACCAAACGGCGCAAGUCAGAGCGAAAAGUCACGCGAAUGGUUGUGAUAGUGGUGGCUGUGUUCGUUUUCUGCUGGAUGCCAUUUUACGCCCUCAACAUCAUAAACCUGGUGGAAUCGCUGCGGGAUGAGCCCCAAGGUCUGCAUCUUUUUGUGGUGGUAUUGUCUUAUGCUAACAGCUGCGCUAACCCUAUCGUUUACUGCUUCCUUUCGGACAACUUCAAGAGGGGAUUUCGAAAGGCUCUGUGCCGCUCAUCUCGAAGAGUCGAGAACCACGAGCCCACCGAGCAACAGAAUCAAGAGGAACGAAGAAGAGUGCUGAUGCCCAGGGAAAGCCUUAGAAGAGCAGUGAGAGAGGAAGAGGAUGAGGAAGAAGAAGAGUACAGGGAGGAAGUGACGGAGAUGACGGAAAUCUGCAGGAUUACUCAGAAUGGAAACGGAAGCAGACAACCUGAAAGUACCCGAGCGCUUUUCUUAGAGAGACCCUCGGGUACAGGGGUUUCUGAGACAAGUUCCCCAGACAAGAGAGGCACAGGUGGGGAUGCUAAAGGACCAGGCUUUGGAACUGCUGCAACCCUCCUGAACGGGGCUAAAAAUGGGAAUGUGAAAACACUGCCAGAGGAACCAGUGGAAAAAAACAACUCACUAGAGAUCAGCUACUUGUAAACGUGUGAUUUGUGUCAGCUGGAAAAAAAAAACAGUAUUAUUGUACGUGCCUCACUGAGCUCUAUUCAGUUUGUAGUAACAGUACAACUCGUCUUCAUGUCUAUGAAAUUUUCUCCUAAUAAUUAGAAUUUGUAGUAUGGAAGUGUACAAUCUGGCAACACAAUUUGAAAAGUCACAAUGAAUUUUGCCUUAUUUAUAGGACUUGGCAAAUCAAAACAAGGGUCAUCAGCAGCAUUCCAUGGUAUCAAUACCUAUGGGACCAGCACCACAAUAUGUGAAGCAUCUAUGUGCCUUUUUCUAAAUUUGUUUAGGAGAUUUAAUCAAUGCAGUAAAUCUAUGGCUACGACUGACUGGGCACUAGAUCACUAAAUACAUUUACAUGCACUUUUGCUCGAUUUUAGCUGUGCACAUAGUGAGACUUGUAGCAUACUACUAAGUGAUACAAUUUGGAAGAGAUUUUGGAAGAGAUUUUGUAAAUGUAAACAGGUCAAUAAUUAUACAUCAUCUUGUAGUUUUCUCUAAAUGUAUUUGUAUGUGCUUUUUGCCUUACUUGUAAAAGUAGUGUACACUAAUUGAAAUCUGUUGCAAAUAGGUCUUCAAACUCUACAUACACAUUGUUAUAUUGUUUUGUGAUACCACUGUUGGAAUGAAUGUCCGAAAGAAUUUCUGUUUUGUAUUACUUCUUGAAUUAUUUUGUGCAGGGGGACUAACACCCAGAUUUAACCAAUGGUAAAUUCCAUCAAAACUAUCCCAUUACCACCCAAAAACAAACAUAUACACUCAGGUAUUGAACUUAAAAGGAUAGUUUACCUAAAAUUGACUUGUCAUUAUUUAUUCACUCUUAUAUCAAUCCAUUAAUGUAUGGAUUUCUUUUUCUAAGAAACAGAAAAGGAGCAGUUUUAGCUAUAAACUAUAAAAACUAUAGUGACUAUAGUGAUAAAAAAACAUCAUGACCGCAUCAUAACAUACAGUAGCCUGUAUGACUAAUCUCAAAAAGUCAUUAUUUAUUGAUAAAUGCUCUUCACCUAAAGCUGUAGGACUUUUCUUUGACAUGGAAUAUAGAGCAUGCAAUAUACUGUAGAAUACUUCAUGAAAUUAUUUUAGUGUAUUUAGAAUUUUUGGGACUUAAAGGUCAUUAUUUACUUCCGUUCCAUAGAAAAGAGCCGUGUGAUGAUUCAUCUAAAAAGCUCCUUUUGUGUUCUAAUGAAAUAUACAAUAGCAUGUGGGUUUGGAACAACAUGAGGGUGAAUAAAUAAUGAAAAUAAGUGUAUUUAGCAUAAUUAAAGAGCAUGGUCUUUGAGCCACUGGGUUUAUCCGACACUUGCUAAAGAGGUUAAAGUGCCUCCAAUUAUAAUAUCAUUUAAUCGAAUUCCACAGACAGACAACAUAAGCUACACAUACAUUAAAAUUCCACAGUGUCUCUUCCCAGCGCCGUAAUAUGCUUAUGUGACAUUCAGAUACCCUUUUCUGAGUGUUAUAAAUAAACGUUAACUAUUGAGAUCAUAGCAAGCACUAACGUAUCAACUACACUCCCCACCGCCCUACGCCACCUCCUCCUACGCACGAGCUCACACUCAGAUUGGUUUGGAGGCGUAUAUAUGAAAGCCAUUGCAGACACAUUAUGGAGAGAAAGAGAGAGCUACCACCAUUUCCAUAAUGACUCUGUGGAUUUCACAGCUUUCGUUCAGAACUGAUUGUUUAAAUAUUAAAAAAGAAUGUGUAAAAAGCUGUGCGAAAAUGUUAGUCUGCCGUUUACUAGGGAUAUUUUUAAUUGUUGUGCUAUAGCUAUAUAAAAUUUAUUGCACACUGUGUUUACUAUUGACCCGCUCAGAGAAGCUGCCCUUUGUGGCUGUGGGAAGAGAGGCGCCCAUCCUGUGACCUUAUGAUUGGACAGCUCUCCGUAUCUAAAUGAAUCUCUGUGAUUCACUGGACGCUUGACACCCACCGGGGCCCACCCACACACGGUAUGGAUCCACAAAGAGGCAAAUAGUGCUGAAGGCUGCUUGUGAAUGCUGUGAUAUUAUUCAUUUCUUGGCGCAGACUUAUAUAGGCCUCUUGUGCAAACAAAGCCAUUUGCUCAAGGAUAAAAAUACAUAGCUGCCCAUGUGUCCUUGGUCAGUACUUUAGCAUUUAUAUAAGUGCAAAGAAAGGUUUUUUCUCUAACACCAAAUGUAUAUAAUCUUUGGUUAGUUUCAGCUCCUUAAAUUGUAUAAAACAUUGUGAGAGGUUAUUUAUUUUCAAUUGUGUAAAUGUUUGAACCAUGUAAGUACCUGAAUGCAGAUGUAGCUUGCUACAAAAGUUUAAUUUUCUCACACAAGCGAAGGCUGCAUUCUCACCAUUGCCACAAGAGGUGCUAUAGCUGGAAUUAUAGUGAGUUUAGGUCCUCCUGGGAAAUUAUAAUCAUGGUUUUGUAUUGAUGUUCAACUUGUAAAUACAAUUUUUACAACAAGACUUGAAUGCACCAUUCGUCUAAGUUAAAUGUCUCCUUUUAAGCUGAGUUUUCUCUUUUAGGUCAGCUGUUAAAGUCAGUAUGUUUCUAGCAGUUUACCAAAAUAAUAACACAUAUGGUUUAAUGUCAGAGGCAACCAAAUUUUGUAUUCUAUCGCCCUGAAAUUUUGUGGGCAAAAAAGCCUAUCAGUUGACUAUUGCCAGUAGUGUAGCAACAUAAGAAGCACGGCUCACACAGAAGUCACUGUCAAACCAAGAGUUCUACUAGUAAAUGUUUUGAAUUUGUAUGACUAAUUUGAGCCUGUUGCAAAAUCUGCAUAAGGAAAUAUUUUACGUGGAUCCCCAAAAAUUUGCUCUCUUGCCACCACAAAAAUAUGGGUUGGCAAAGCAAUUUUGUCUGCAUUCACUUACUUUCAUAUAUCUAAAAUGUUCUCUUUAAAAAGUUCUGCUAACGCUGAAGGGUGCAUUUUGUGUUAGAUUAAACAAGUUCUUUCAUUUGAAAAAUCACUGUGUGUGUAGUCUGAUAUUUACCAAAUUCUAGAUUUAUAAAUAAAUAAAUAUUUUGUCUCUGUGAAUGUGUUUUUUAUGCUUGCUUUCUUUUUUUCUUUCUUUUUUCCUUUUUAAUCAUAGCUGCUGGCUAUGUUGGUUGUUUGCAUUUGACUGAAUUUGUUAAAUUAAUCAUA